Messenger RNA from Rubroshorea leprosula, 815 nucleotides. The record is from the annotation of a GenBank genome assembly. NCBI's taxonomy places the organism in Eukaryota, Viridiplantae, Streptophyta, Magnoliopsida, Malvales, Dipterocarpaceae.
CCAAGCUUGAGGAGACACUAUCAUGGCAGGUUUUAUUGUAAUAACAAGGAGAAUCCAUGACUGCUUUGGUAAUCUUACGGCAGUGUAGACGAGUAUAAAGAACAUGCAAUGCCAAUUGCCAUCUGCCAGCCAGCCAGCCACCAGUAAGCAGCAGCCAUGGCAGUACGUGUGUUUCUUGUAUUCGGGAUUCUCCUAGUAUGCCUUGCUCAGGUUUCAUCUGAUCUCAAGCUAGAAGAAGACAUAACCUUCCAGGAGGUCUCUCUAAUUGUGAAAGAUGGAAACAGAAGGCUGAUGCAGGAGAUUGAUUGUGGAGGAUUGUGCAAGCAGAGGUGCAGCCAGCACUCGAGGCCAAACCUAUGCAACAGAGCAUGUGGAACUUGUUGUGCAAGGUGCAAGUGCGUCCCACCUGGGACGUCAGGGAACAGGGAGGUUUGCGGGACAUGCUACACUGGCAUGACCACCCAUGGAAACAAGACCAAAUGCCCUUAAUCAGGGCACCCUGCCCUAGCAGCUGGGUAUGGCCCCCACCAGGGUUAAAUACUAAUGCCCCUUUUACAACUACUCUGCUUUUGAAAAUGGAUCAGAUUCCUGUUGUCUCCCGCAAAUAUUAGGUUCGAUAAUUGGAAAAAUGAGUGUACGUAAUGUAGUUGUGAACUUUAAGAUAAUGUAAGUUCUUGUGGUAAACCUUUAUGUUUAUGAUUAAUCCGUUUCAUAGGUUGGAUAGGUAGUGAUAUGUGUUGUCAAACAUUAUUUGCAUUUAGUGGAGAGUUUGAUAAUUGAAGUGGUUUUAUCAUUAAUAAAAAAAAUUUUGUACU